Molecule: messenger RNA, 2169 nt
Organism: Plasmodium malariae
Lineage: Eukaryota; Apicomplexa; Aconoidasida; Haemosporida; Plasmodiidae
Product: polypyrimidine tract binding protein, putative
Exons: 5
Coding region: 1-2169 (722 amino acids)
Biological process (GO): regulation of RNA splicing
Cellular component (GO): nucleus
Molecular function (GO): mRNA binding
Source: RefSeq, a predicted model, not a curated record
AUGAAUAAGAGAACAUUAUGCAAUGAUGAAAAUGAUGAUGAAAAAAAUAAAACUGGAGUAAAAAGAUACUUGAUGAGUAAUGACGAUCCUUUUGAAAAUCAAAAAUUAUACCAUGAAAAAAAUUGUACUCCAAAAUUAAACUCAAAUAAUCCAUUACUUGAAAUGAAGGAAGAGGAGUAUAUGAUAAGUAACAUAAAUAGCAGCAUAAACGUAGGAAGUAGCAACAACAUAAACUGUAACAGUGGGAAAAUUGAAAACGAUGAAAAUGAUGAAAUUAAGGAAAAUGAUGAAAUUAACGAAAAUGAUGGUGACAAUGGUAAUAGUAUAAGUAACGACAACAAUGACGAACUUAACAGGAAUUCUAAUUCUGACUACAACAAUAUGAUUAGCAGCAAUGCCAACAGCAGUGCCAACUAUAAUGUUAACAAUAAUGUGGACGAGUUCAUGUAUAAUACUAGCGGCAUUAUCACAAACAAUUUUGGAGGAUGUAACAAUUUUAACAAGAAUAACGAAAAUGAUUGUAAUAAUCCCUGCUCUAAUAUAUACUACUCUGGGGAUUGCAAAAAAAGGAAGGGUAGUAGAUAUGUUAUGCCAUUUUUAAAAAAAGAAAAAAAUAGUGUAAAUACAGAAUUACUUUUAAAAAAUGUACCAACGGAUGCAGAUGAAGAAGAUAUAAAAUCAUUUAUGCGUCCAUUUGUAAAUAAUAAAAUACCUGAAAUACUUUUUGAUGAAGAUGGAAUAGUCGUUAAGUUACAUGACGAUGAACUUAAUGAAGCAAUUUUUAAUUACUUCAAUGAACAUCCUACCCAAAUAAAAGGUUCUUUUGUAAAAGUGAAGCUAGCAAGAACCACUGAUGAUAGUAGUAAUAAUAACACAAACGGAAAUGCAAAUAGCAGCGCGAAUAAUAGUACUACUAACAUUGCGAAUGACUGUGCUGCGAACCUUAUAAAUCAGGAAAAUUUGGAGCAUGAUAUUAAUAGUAAUACUAUUAACAAAUAUAACAAUAGUAGUAGUAGUAAUAAUAAUAAUAAUAAUAAUAAUAAUAAUAAUAGUGGAAACCAGAAGGAUGUGAUAGACGCGGUGGACAAAAAAAAUAUAAAAUAUAAUAAAAAUGAAUGCUCAAAAGUUAUCCUAGUAUCAGUUGUGAAUAUACAUUACCCCGUUGAUAUAGAAUUAAUUUAUUAUUUAUUUAGUAAAUGCGGAGUAGUAGAAAAAAUUAUCACCUUCUCAAGAAACCCAGUUGUAUACCAAGCAUUAGUACAAUUUAAAAAUAUUGAAACAGCAAAAGAAGCUAUUAAAAGUUUGCAUAACAGAAAUAUAUAUGAUGGUUGUAAUACUAUUCAAAUACAAUACUCUUUUUUAAAAGAAUUAGUAGUGAAGGCAAAUAAUUCAAGCUCAUGGGAUUAUACUAUUUCCAGUGUACAAAAAAAUAAAUAUAUACCCAAUUUUCAAAAUUUGCACGGUGUCUUACCUACACCAACAAGAAAAAGUAAAGACUCCGAGUUGUACCAAUUAAUAGAAAGAAAGUUCAAAUUGGGAGAUUUUGAAAUGAAAAAUGCAUCGAAAACGCCUGUACUAAUUUGCUACAAUAUACCAAAGGAUUAUACCGACGUGAAUAAGCUCUUUAACCUAUUUAGCGUAUAUGGCUUUGUGUCAAGAAUUAAAAUAUUAAGAGAAAAACCCGACUCGGCCCUUAUCCAGUAUUCAAGUCAUUUGUUUUCUUCAUUAGCCCAGGAAUACUUACAGCACGCAAAAAUUGGAAAUGAAAUUAUCGAACUGCAUUUUUCGAAAAUACAUGAUAUAAGAAUUUCACCACAGCAAAAAAGGAGUGAUAUGUACAAGGCCAAACUGUUCAGCAAUUAUGAUCAGAGAUAUUUGAUGGCCGAUCAAGUGAAAUACAUAAAAGGAGCGUGCAAACCGACUAAGACUUUAUUUAUAUCGAAUGUGAGCGAGGAUGUGAAUGAAGAAUGCAUAGUAAACCUACUUAACAAAUACGGAGAAAUUAAUAAGUUAAAAUUUCAACCAAUAAAAGAAGGAAAAAAACAUCUAACCAUAACUGUUGAGUUGAAUUCUGAAGAUUCGGCAACGAGAGCAUUAAUGGACCUGCAUAAUUUUCAUUUAAAAGAUCGUUCUAUAAAGGUAUCGUACACAAAAACUAGAUUAGUUUAA